GCUUGAUGGUCAGCUAUUGCGGACCUUUCCCCGACUAAUUCAGGACCCGUUUACAUAAUUUCAACUUCGCCUUGACUGUGACUCUACUUUCGUACCUAGUAGUGAGCACUUAGAACAGGUCGGCGUUCAUUUAUUCUGAUAUCUCGUUCAGUAGCUCUACACUUACUAUUCCACAACAGUGUUCCUAUAUUCUUCUCAGGAGAGAAGAGAAGAGUAGCGCCAAUAUCACUGAUGCAUCACACACCUAUCACUUAAUCCGAGUACAAGGACUUGAGAAGCGCCCUGUGUUCUACUAUUUAAAAAGCCGUCGCACGUCCAGAUUUCUACAAGCCUACAUCUCUUCCUUCCCAAAUGGCACCUACCCUACCGCUUCACGGUUCGCAAAGCGGCGAAACCCACGUCUUCAUUGUUCGUGUGGUAACUUCCUUCGUCAUAACAGCCUUCCACUUCUUACUUUAUGGCCUAUACAUCCCUCUCUUUCGCACCGCACUCAUUUUGAUGAGAAAACGACCUCCAUCGGCCGCAAGGACGUUCCACAAGAUAUCACUCGUCGCCUUGUUCACUUUGGCAUCGAUCGCUGUACCACUGAGUCUGACCUUUGAUAUCUACCACAUCGCUGUGGCAUACUACACCGAUUCAAGCCCGUAUUACAGGACUCAGAUCGAUGUACAGAUUGCUCGAUAUGCUAUCAUUUACAUCAUGAUGUUGAUCAUCGACAGUAUCUUGCUAUUCCGGUGUUUCGUCAUUUUCGGGUAUCGAAAGAAGAAAGUCGCUCUUGGACUUCUGAUCGGUGUCGUCUUCAUCUUGAAUAUGCUCGGAACGAUCUUCUCAAUAUGGACAGAAAUCGAGUUCCGAAAAAGAAUAGGAACGCCCGCUUUUGCUCACUUUGUGAAUAUUCCACAAUAUCUGGCUAAUGGAUUCCUGGGACUCCUCGCGUUAAUCAAUUUCAUACUCACAACCCUCCUCGCUACACGAAUCUGGUGGUUAUCCCGGAGGAAUCGAGCGUUACGAUAUGAGCGGGGGGAUGAAUCUUCAACCAGGGGCCACAUCAGAGGGCUCAACACUAUCGUCGCUAUCCUCCUGGAAUCUGGCGUGCUAUAUCUGGUCAUGUAUGUCAUUUUUAUCGUCGGGAAUCUCGUCAAGAAUUCCUUUGAUCUGGGGUCUAUGACGAUUCAAAUCGGUGGAAUUACCCCGACGAUUAUCUUCGUUCGUGCCAAUAUGAAUGGAAGGUCCUCCGAACCAGAGGAAGAAGACUACCAUGACAAUAGCAGUAAUGCGAUUCAGAGUCAGUCGAAUUAUAGCAGUCGGUCUGUAAGGUCGCUAUCGGAGGUGCUAGGUACGUCCAGGGAAGACAGAGAGAAGCGGCCAGAGCUAUGAGAUCAUUCUCUUAGUAUUAUGCAUGCAUUUUUUGGGCCUCGG
This is a messenger RNA of Marasmius oreades (fairy-ring Marasmius), 1419 nucleotides long. RefSeq lists its product as uncharacterized. The transcript is spliced from 10 exons. Lineage: Eukaryota; Fungi; Basidiomycota; Agaricomycetes; Agaricales; Marasmiaceae. The record is from RefSeq and is a predicted model, not a curated record. The coding region runs from base 352 to 1377 and encodes 341 amino acids.